This is a messenger RNA of Pyricularia grisea, 3764 nucleotides long. RefSeq lists its product as uncharacterized. Bases 1897 to 2331 code for a protein of 144 amino acids. Lineage: Eukaryota; Fungi; Ascomycota; Sordariomycetes; Magnaporthales; Pyriculariaceae. Gene Ontology annotation, biological process: proton transmembrane transport; proton motive force-driven ATP synthesis. The transcript is spliced from 4 exons. The record is from RefSeq and is a predicted model, not a curated record. Gene Ontology annotation, molecular function: proton transmembrane transporter activity.
AACCGAUCAUCGAAUUUUUAAUUUUUUCUUCGGAGGGCCUUGCGCGAAAAAAAGGGCAUUUACCAUCAAACCUAUUAAACCAUAAAAUCACAACAUGCAACAGCCCAGCAAUCAAACAAAUCAGACAGCCAUCAAUCUGUCAACAUCACCAAAAACAUCGCCUAACUCAUUUCUCACAGUGGUAGAUUGCAAGGUACCCACUUAUUCUAAUCAAAGUCAAGCUUGACACAAGAAAUGAGAAACAAGAAUAACUCGGGCAACACCUUGACGAUCGAGAUGGGUUAAAAAAAAAAAGUCUUUUUCCAAUUCCGUCGCAACUCCCGGGUCCACUUUUCUGGAUUGCCCGCGGCGCAAACAUGUAUUGAGCUAAUAAUAUUAAAAGAGAAGGGGAUAAGAAAGGAAAAUUUUUCCCAGUCUAAAAGAAGAAAAUGCACAAAGCAAGACUAGAUAAUAAAAAAAAAAGUUGUCCAGGAACAGCAGCCGGCCAACGAAAAGCGAAGUGAAACCUUGUUUGGCGAUGCACUAGCAUCCAGAAAGUAACCCAAGCUUCCUUCCGAUAAGGCCUCGUGGCUGCUGGCACAUUGCUGGCAGGAAAGGUUUUUUCUCUUUGGUUGCUUUCCCGGCAAAAAAAGAGUUACUAGCGGACCAAAGGAGGCGAAAAAGACUGGUAAAGGUUGCGCGUGGCGCCGUUGCGCCCGCCAGGGGGGCUUGGAAGCUAUCCACACCCCUGCCAGUUGACCAGGGCCACGGAAGCUAUCCGACAGCUUUCCACAGGGGAAAGAAAAGAUUUGCUACUCUCUUGAGAGAGAGCAAGUCCUCAUGCAUGUGAUUCAUGGCAACAUACUUCGACCAGAAGGCAGAUUUGCUCGGCUUUAUAGUUUUCAGCCGUUGGGGAAAAUCGUAUGAAUUAGUCCAGUGAGACAAACUAUAGGAAACGGUAAAGUAAAGAUAAGGGAAAAAAAAGCUGCAACGCUUGGUUGAACUACGCCGAGCUUGUUCCGGUUGUUCGCGAGCUUGAAGCUGACGCAGGUGAACAAGGAUUAUGGAAGCUUCAUUGCGCUUGCAGUGGGUGCGAGUGGGGGUCGCAUUAUCAACCACACCUCCUGAACAUAACAAACCCCUGGCGUAACCCUGGCCGUGUCUCCGACUGUGACGAAAUUUGCGCGAAGAAAAAAAAAUGCCAAUCUGAGAGGUCAUGGUGGCUUUUGGAGGAAGAUGCCAGCCUCGACAGGUGGCUCCCAACUCAUUGCCAGAAGCUGGGAAUGCAGCCUCUGUUGAUGCUUGAUGAGUGCCUUAAUCCAGCAGAAUGUUCCUUUGGUAAUUGUCUCGCUGAUAGGCCGAGAGUCGAACCGGGCGCACAGAACAGAUUGUUCCCGAGCCGAGUCAGAUACCAUGUGCCAAGAUAGCAGUCAAGUAAGCUCGUGCUGUGUAACCCAGAUUCUGUCACUCUCCGAUUCCGCCCGACCUGACCCAGCGGGUCCGAGAUCAUCAUCUCUUCUCCCUUCGGUCACCCGGGAUAGUUGACCAAUCCCGGUUAACCCAGGCACUCUUCCAGCCUUGGGCCUCAGGCAACCUCAGGCUGGGGGUGGUUCUGCCGGAAAACCACUGCAUUAUUAUGCUUCUGGUUUGACCGGCUCCGCUCAACGCCCUCCCAUUGACCUAUUGGGCUCUCUCAUUCAGAGCUAGGAUACCACCGAGGCCCGUUCUUGGCUCCACCCACUGAAGGUCUCUCUCUCUCUCUUCCCCUUCUUCACUUGAGCUCCAGUUUCUUUCCACUCUGAAAAACUCUGACUUGUCCUCCCAUUCCUCCAUUCUUCGAUCUCGAAAUCAGCCCGGCGUCCUUUGCUUUGUCCAACCAGUCUAUCAUUCAGACCUAUCUCCUCUCCAUCAGAUACAAUGGCCUCCACCCGUGUCCUCGCCUCUCGUCUGGCCAACACCAUGGCCCAGACUGCCACCAAGGCCGCUCGCCCUGCUUUCCGCACCCAGGCGCGCACCUUCACUGGCAUGACCCUCAAGCGCCAGUCGGCUCCCUCCAUGAUGGCCGCCACCAUCAGCCGCCAGGCUUUCCAGACCCAGCGCCGUGCCUACUCGUCUGAGAUCGCUCAGGCUAUGGUCGAGGUCUCCAAGAACAUCGGUAUGGGUUCGGCCGCCAUUGGUCUGACUGGUGCCGGUAUCGGUAUUGGUCUGGUUUUCGCCGCCCUCCUCAACAGCGUUGCCCGCAACCCUGCCCUCCGUGGCCAGCUCUUCUCGUACGCCAUUCUGGGUUUCGCCUUCGUUGAGGCCAUUGGUCUUUUCGACCUGAUGGUUGCCCUCAUGGCCAAGUUCACCUAAACGAUUCAAUCAACUUUUGCUGAGCAAUACGGUCCCCCCGACUUUGGGCGACCCUAAUGAUGGGUGGUUAAUGAGACGUGGGGCUGUCAACUAUGACAGAUCUCAGCAUUAUAUACGGAAAAUAGACCUCGGCUUAGAGCAAAGGGCACCCGUUGUGUAUAGAAUCGGGUGGCCCAUAGAUACUGGGGGAGGAGCAUGAUAGAGCAUGGCCCGGCAGUCACCUCGCCCCUGUUCGGGCUGCCUUGUGUAAAAUUAGCGAACGCAUUUCCGGAACCAGGACCUUUCCAAAGGACUUUUCCUUUCUCUCCAAUUUCGGCCCUGAUAUUUGCCCUGGUGAUUUUGAUAUUGUAUCGCAUUCAGCCUCCAAUCUUCAGGCUUCUCGAGUAACAGCAUCUGAGCCACUGGAGCACAGCACUACUGUACUUAGGAACUUGACAGCUCUUGAGAUCCGCUGAAAAGCUUGUGCGGGCCGUUAUACGAUACCCGGGUGUGCGUGAGGAUUCGGCAUCCGCUGACUCCACCCAUCGAGCACUUGCUUUGAGUAUUACAAUGACGGGGUUUUACGCCAGACAGCCGUAAGAAUUAUAAAGCCAAGCAUCCAGUCCAACACAAGUUUGAGCGACAAUUUUAAAUCAUGCUGAACGACUCCAAAUCCUUCACCAGCGAAAGAGUUCAGGCAUAGCAAACCAGGUAUCACAGGGAACGUGCAUCAAGGAAACGACAGGAAUCGAGAUCGGGGCAAAAUAUUCAGAACUGGAUUCGAACGGGAGCUAUCCCAUCCAUGGUCUCGCGGCGACUAGCCGGCGGGGCCGUCCCCAUGGGAAGUGGAAUGCAUGUGUCCACAACAAAAAAAAAAAAAAAAAAAAAAAAAGGAAAAAAAGAUGAUGGCUUCUUGCCUCAUUGGUGUCCCAACAACUCAAAUGCGUGCAAGCAAAGAAACUUUUAUUUUUCUUUGACCUUUUCCUUUUCCUAGGUCGUAGGCUGAUGAAUCAGUUGAAAGCAUAUCGACGAAAAUCGAGACUUAUCGAUCAAUCUCCCGGUUUCCUUGCCUACAGCAAACGGGCUCUCUCUCGCUGUGCUUGGUGGAAGAAAACAAUUCCCCGUCGUUCGCUUGUGUCAAGGUACCCAAUAAUGGAGCGAGCGGUCAUGGGAUGAGCGAGUUGCGGGUCGUUUAUGGAGACGGGAAGCGUCCUUCGUCUGGGGAAUUGGGACCCAUUCGUAGGUAAUUCGGCCUGGCGAGUGGCUGGCUAGGUGAUAGCCGAAUAUCGUUCUCGGCGAUGGGUUGGGCGUUUAUGACACCGUAAAAAGAAUAAAAUUCAAUUGAGUUUGGACUGGCGAUACCCAAUUCUGUACUGAUUGUUUAGGUGUGUAUGAAAGGAGUUAGAGGCAAAGGUUGGAGGAAUUGGAAAGAGGUCGGGCGGUUGCUAUUGUUA